AUGAAGGGUGAAGAGAAAAGCGUCCCUGCUUCUGAGACGCAGAACGUACAAGAAUUUGAGCUGGAGCGACCGCGCGGUGAGGACAACGUCGAGAACCUUCUCGCCAAUAGCAAAAGGAACAGCACUUCUGGAAACAAGAAGGGCUUUCUUGAUGAGGUUAAAGAAUCUACUGCGGAGGUGGAUGAUGAUGUUGAUGACGUUGACGAGGAUAAAAACAGCGAAGAAGAAGACCAAGAACCUGUUGCUUCCAUGCCGCUCCCGCCGAUCGUUACUCCGGCAGAGUACAUGGAAAUGACAUAUGGGGACAUGACUAUACACUAGAAAAGUUUACAAAUAUAUAUCUGAAAGAAUAAAUUUUUGAGAUCUUCAUCUCCCGCUUUAUUUUUUGCGAUGGGCUCUACCUUUGACUUUGUGUUUAUGGAAGCUCGGCGUGUGGCACAUUCGCACUCUUUUAGCAACCGUAAACAAGGUCGAAGUCCAGCAGACGAAGAAGCUGAGCCUGAAGCUGCAUCGAGCUGAUGCACUUUGGCAAGACAAAAGAAUCAAAAUUCAAUAAAUUUUGAAUUUUAUUAUAAUGAAAUUCAAUGUGAGAAAUGCAGGGCGUUGAAAUGAAGAUGCAAAAUACGUGUGAUGAUGUCUGCAACAAAGCACUUUGAUUUUUGUUUUUGUUUUUGCAGACAGUUACUCGCAGGCCAUAAGAGGCGAGCAAAGGCUUGUUUUUGUUUUUGCACAAUUUUGGGAUGUAACAUUUUGUUUUACGAACCUCGCAGGAUGACCAAGGCCUGUGGCCGACGUUUGCUGCACAUGAAAUUGAAAAAAGCUGUAUCGAUGAGAUUUUUACAUGACCGCCUGUGGAUAUGAAAAGCAAAUUGUGCCUCUAUCCGCAGUGUUGUCGUGCGAAAAAUGUAAGAUGUGAACUGGCAACACCCGUGUAUGAUGAGGCGAAAAGAAGUAUGAAGCCUAAGAAGCUUCCGAAAGCAAAAGCAUUGAAUACAAUAAAUGUACCAUCCAUCCGACCGACAAAUGAAGCGCUAAAGGAAAAAGGUGAGUAAUCGCGUUUCCACCCUGCCGCAUAACUACAAACAAACAACAAACAAGAUAAAGGCAGUAGGUAGAACAUGAACAUGGCAAAAGAACCUAAAACCCACCCUAGGAAGAAGUCGAUCAUGGAACUCAAGUACUUCAGAGCUAGUCUGGCAUGUUGACCGUAGUGGUCUUUUGAUUUUGCACAGUAACUCCGACGUCUACGGUAACAUGCCGAGAAGCGAAUACGAAAUGUAUGGAUGAAAUGAAACUGUGAUGAACAAGAAGUACUGAAAGUACGUGACGAAUCUGAAGAAGAAAAAGUUGGAGCCUAGGAAGAAGAGCAC
Molecule: messenger RNA, 1370 nt
Organism: Amoebophrya sp. A120
Lineage: Eukaryota; Dinophyceae; Syndiniales; Amoebophryaceae
Source: the annotation of a GenBank genome assembly